AUGGCAAGAAGAUAUUGGAACAUAAAUUUGGAAGAGAUGUUGGAAGCAGGAGUUCAUUUUGGUCAUGGUACUAGGAAAUGGAAUCCUAGAAUGGCGCCAUAUAUCUCUGCAAAACGUAAGGGUAUUCAUAUUACAAAUCUGACUAGAACUGCUCGUUUUUUAUCAGAAGCUUGUGAUUUACUUUUUGAUGCAGCAACUAAGGGAAAACAAUUCUUAAUUGUUGGUACCAAAAAUAAAGCAGCUGAUUCGGUGGCGCGAGCUGCAAUAAGGGCUCGGUGUCAUUAUGUUAAUAAAAAAUGGCUCGGUGGUAUGUUAACAAAUUGGCCCACUACAGAAACGAGGCUUCAUAAGUUCAGGGACUUGAGAACAGAACAAAAGACGGGGGGACUCAAUCGUCUUCCGAAAAGAGAUGCAGCUAUGUUGAAGAGACAAUUAUCUCGCUUGCAAACAUAUCUGGGCGGGAUUAAAUAUAUGACGAGAUUGCCUGAUAUUGUAAUCAUCGUUGAUCAGCAAGAAGAAUAUACGGCUCUUCGAGAAUGUAUCACUUUGGGAAUUCCAACAAUUUGUUUAAUCGAUACAAAUUGUGAUCCCGAUCUCGCAGAUAUUUCGAUUCCAGCAAAUGAUGACGCUAUAGCUUCAAUUCGAUUAAUUCUUAACAAAUUAGUAGUCGCAAUUUGUGAGGGUCGUUCUAGCUAUAUACGAAAUCCUUGA
Molecule: messenger RNA, 711 nt
Organism: Hibiscus syriacus
Lineage: Eukaryota; Viridiplantae; Streptophyta; Magnoliopsida; Malvales; Malvaceae
Source: the annotation of a RefSeq genome assembly